CUGUACCGUAACGUGCUUCGAAGGCACCCUCAUGACAACAUCAGCAAUCGAUCUCAAGAAGACGACCAUCAAUAGUUGCAGCUGGACACAGCACGACACAGCCCGACGUCUUGAUCAAAGGAAAGAAGCAAGUAAAUUAUAUUCUUGAUCAAAAGAAUUGUUCACGAAAGCUACCAAAAAUGGCUUUCAACAGACUAUUUAAACAUAUUGAGGGUCUCAUCCAAACCGAUGAUGAAGUCGCUGAAUCCGUUCCUUGUAAGGCGGAUAUUAUGAGCUUGAGAGAAUGUCGAAAGGGAGGAAAGGUAAGAGCCAAGACUGUCAUUUUCGAUCAAAGGUAUUGAUUGUGCAAUAAAAAUUGGAAUCCACUCUGAUGACGCAUAUGCAUUUAUUUAGGCUUGCGAUGAAAUCGGGCUUGAUCUCUUGAGAUGCAUGGCUCAAUUUAAGGUCGAUACAACCGAGAAGGUCCGCACAACUAUCGGAGUUGCAAAAUACAACGAGUAUGUUAAGGAGAUGGAAGACAAGCACGGAAACGAAAAGGCUGCACAAAUUAUCAAUGAACCUUCGGAACAACUCAAAGACAUAGAGGCUUACCAGGUAUUGCAUAGAAUUGCCAAUGAUACCCAUCCAAAGGGAGCUCCCAAAACAAAAGAUGAUUUGAUGAAUUGGUCUUACGCCGAUCAGGUCCGCUUGGAGAUGGGUGAAGGCGAGUGGUGGGAUGCAGUAAAAAUUAUUGGUUAUGAGUUUGGUCUUGCCAAAGCAGACGCUCUCUUUGGAUUGAAAAAGGAAAACGAUAUGAUCCAUUCAGCCCAAAGUAGAUUGAUCCCCGGAUUUGCGGAAAGGAAGGCAAACGCAUUGGUCGCUGCCAAAAAGGUUGAAGAUUCAGUUAAGGAGGCUGCGCCGGGUGGUAAAACAGCUGCUGAUUUCAAGGCAGCAUUCGAUGACCUUUAUCCGAGUAAGGAUGAUCUAGAAGCGGCUCUGAAGUAAGUCAUCCGUUUUACACCAUGCGCCGUUUCCUCGGAUAACAAAUCAGUGAAUCCAUUGAUUGAAAUAAACCUCUAGAACACAAUCGCGUCAUUAAUAGUACGAUUUUUAUUUUUACUGUAUCUAAUGAUUCCUAUAUUUUAUAAAUAUUUGUGCUAUAGGUAAGAGGGCUUCGGUUUCGUAAAAGG
Messenger RNA from Pseudo-nitzschia multistriata, 1169 nucleotides. Lineage: Eukaryota; Bacillariophyta; Bacillariophyceae; Bacillariales; Bacillariaceae. The record is from the annotation of a GenBank genome assembly.